This is a messenger RNA of Wasmannia auropunctata (little fire ant), 3565 nucleotides long. RefSeq names its product zinc transporter ZIP13 homolog (gene Zip99C). The transcript is spliced from 5 exons. Gene Ontology annotation, molecular function: zinc ion transmembrane transporter activity. Lineage: Eukaryota; Metazoa; Arthropoda; Insecta; Hymenoptera; Formicidae. The record is from RefSeq and is a predicted model, not a curated record. Gene Ontology annotation, biological process: intracellular zinc ion homeostasis; zinc ion transmembrane transport. The coding region runs from base 2068 to 3429 and encodes 453 amino acids. Gene Ontology annotation, cellular component: membrane.
AGAAAUACAAUACAAAAAUUAAACAAGGGAUAGGAAUUUUAAAACAUAAGUUAUUGUAAACGUAAGCUAAAUGAAGUUAUACAAGUGUCCUCGAAUUUUGGUCGCCACCAAUUUUUAAGAUACUUCCAAUGGAUUAAUAAUAAAAUGUUUCUAACAAAAAUUUUAUGGUUUUAAAUGAAGAAUUAUUUACGUAAGAGAAAUUUCAAAAUUGUUCAUUUUUUUAACGAAAAAUCGAAUUCAAAUUACUUUUUAAUGGAACACCAUAUAUUCUUUCUAUAUUCUUGUACAUAAAAUGACGAAUUAAUCAAUAGUAUUAUAUAUUAUUUUGAUUAUUCGAUCUCAAAAUAAUUCAAUUAAUAUUUAUAACGUAAUUCACGAAUCUGUUGUCGAUGACAAUGAAAGGAGAUAUUCGUUGUUAUCAACAAAUAAUCGCUACCAGGCAAGCUUAUCAGUAGAUGGUACCGACUACGACGAAAAAUCACCCAAUUGUGUAAGAUAAAAAGACGAUCUUAAAAGACAUCAUUCCAGUUCGAGCGCCGAGGUAAACACGUGCUCGUUGCGCUUGUUCGGAGAAGUCGGGCGCGUUCCGCAACGAGGACACGUCAUCAAAUCAUCCAAGUCAUAACACGGUCGUAUCCCAGCUUCUGAAUACGGGAAGAAGACAAAAGGUCGAGCUGCAUUUAGAUUUGUUUGACGGAGAAACUGGUUGAAGGAUGAAGAGACCGCGAACACGUCUCCGUUCGUCGAAAAGCAGCGCCUCUAUCAACUUCGAGCGAAUGCUGCGUGCGAUCCACAACUUCUACUGCGCAUCCUCGCUUUUUCUCUUUCUCCCUCCCCCUCUCUCUCUCUCUCUUUCUCUCUGUAUAGACCGUAUAUCUUCUUCUUUUCUUCGCUUCGUGAUCGCAUCUCUCUUUUUCUAUCACUCUCGUUCGAUCGUUUCGCAUUCUCCGUUACUCUCGCGUUGUAAAUUCUCGUCACUCCACUAACUCAGGUUUGCUUUUUAUUGCUGUACUGUAAAACGUUUUUUCUCAAUUUCGUUAAAUAUCAAACCUAUUUCUGCUAUUUCAGUUUAGUAGUACUAAGAGUGUACUAUACACUAGUUGAGCUAAAAAAAAACAGACCUUUCGCCUUUUGAUUCCCACCACGCGCAUUCGUACUUCGUCGUUCAUCGAGCGUUCGCUCUCGCUUCCGCUCGCGGUCGAAGCGCGGUAGCGUGACCGACAGCUAUAUAAGGGGCCGUCUACGGCGCAAUGCGCGUCAGUCGUUGCGACGUUUCGGUAACGUGGUGGUCUUUUGUGAGUGUGAAGCAGAAACGAGAGUUAAUCGAGCACGGAAGCGGAGUGAUAAGGAGAGCGAGAGCGAGCGAGAGUGCGGGUGACGGGGGACGGAGGACGCGGCGCGCGUCUCCGAGAGAGAUCGUGAUCGCGCAUUUAAUCGCCACGGCGUCGAUGGUGCCUUUGUCCGCGGCUCGACACGGCGGCAUGAAAUAACGACGGGCCGGAAAGAAUCAACGAGGCGGCAGGCAGCGGCGACGUCCUGAUUCGAAGCGUCCGUGCUCAGUCCUCAGUGUAGGCUAGUCGGUCGCUCGGCGGUCGUUGUCUCGGCGUUUUUCAUCACGAUUUCCAUCACGACAAGAUUUAUCCAUCCAUCUAUCCAGCAUCUAUCCGAGCGGUGUGAAACCAAGGUGGAGAACAAUUUUGGGAGAGACGAGGGCUCGCGCCGAAAAAAUAAAAAAAUAUAUAACGACUCGACUACACUCGUUGUUGCGGGCCGUAAUCUGGACUUGGAUUUCACGCGUCGUCGAUCACGUCGCAGCGAUAACAUCGUCUUCCUCGAGGCGCGGCGGAGAGGUGUUACUCCGGCUAGUGAGGAGGUUAUCUCCCGGUAGAGACUUGGAGAAUCGUUCUCCGGUCUUGUCAGUACGACGUCGUCCACGCGCGCGUUUUUGUUACGAGGGCUGAUCCUCGUCCGGGUCAGGCGUUGAUAUCGAUUUCGUCGGCAUCCGUUUCCUGACACGCGGGUCCUCGUGAAACGUCGAGGAUCUUGAAAGAGCGCACGACAACAAACAUGGCCGCCGCGGCGUCGUACGCGUGCACUCGCAACUGCACGGACGCGGCGGAAUAUCCGCCGUCCUGCAACAUUCUCGUUGGAGGAACCGACGAAUGGCUGCCUUGGCAUGAAAUCAUAGGAUAUUUCUCUUAUAAUCCGUGGAUAUUCUCCCUGCUUGGCAGCACCAUGGUCGGCCUCACGGGUAUCUUCCCUCUGUGGCUCAUCCCCAUCCAGGACGGCGUGGACUUGAAAACCGGCGAAAAUGGUGGCACUUUGAAGAUUCUUUUGAGCUUUGCGGUGGGUGCAUUGUUGGGCGAUGUUUUUCUACAUCUUCUGCCGGAAGCAUUCGAGAGCGAAUUCCAGACACGAGCCAAAGAUAAUCACGCGUCUACGCCCGCAGGCUUGUGGGUGUUGUCCGCCUUUCUGUUCUUCGUAAUCAUUGAAAAAUUCAUCGCUGCCAUAAACGAGGAAGCCCCGAUUAUUGCAGAACAGCAGAUUGAUGAAGCUUCUAUCAAGAAUGUAAUAAAUAAAGAAAAAGAGAUGGAUAAUAAUAAUUGUAUUACAAUGACGAACACUGGGAAGAACAAUUUCCUUAAAAAAGGCUUGAAAAAUACGGCCGAGGUACAUUUCCUGGAAAAACAGCCAAGUAAGAUGGAGUUUAUGCAAAUCGCAAACAAUAUCAAAGAUCCGCGAAAGAACGGUUUUAAAGAUGCUGACAUUAUGAAAUCCGCAUUAGCAAGCGAAUGUCCUAACGACGGUCCGCUGGUCGACGAGGCGAAAAACUGCUUGAAGAAACUUGCGAAGACUAACGGCUUCACAUCGGCGAUUUCACGUGUUGACUCACCAUGCGUGCGCUCACCGAGCAAUAUUGUUAUUCGUUUGAUCGCAUGGGCAAAGAAAUUAAUUUUCGACUUGUUCCGCAAAUUUUUCGAUCCCAAGGCCUUCCCCGGAUACCUGAAUCUUUUGAUGAACUUCCUCGACAAUUUUACUCACGGUUUAUCCGUAGGUGGAUCGUUCCUAAUUUCCUUCCGCGUAGGUGCCCUUAGCACGUUCACUAUUUUGGUGCACGAAAUACCUCAUGAGGUUGGCGAUUUCGCUAUUCUAUUACGAAGCGGAUUUAACAGAUGGGAUGCUGCGCGGGCGCAGUUAAUCACGGCUAGCGGUGGAAUCGUUGGUGCUUUGGCAGCCGUCUCCUUUUCUGGUAGUUUAGAGGAAAGGACCAAUUGGAUAUUGCCGUUGACUGCAGGAGGAUUCAUACAUAUUGGUUUAGUAACCAUCUUACCCGAUUUGUUGAAAGAAACGAACACAAAAGAAUCUUUAAAACAACUUGGCGCUUUACUUUUGGGAGUUAUUAUCAUGGCUGCAUUGAUCUUUAUUUAGGUCAAAUAUAUUUCAUUAAAAAGAAAUUCCAUAGAGAAAUUCUAUUGUGUUGAUGUAAAUUACAGUUAUAUUGUCUUGCUAUGUGUCAGUACAAUACUCUGAACACUGAAGUUGCCAUAAAGUUAUAUAUAAUAAU